AGGAGUUAGCUUCAAUUGAUGGAAGUUUUAUCAAGCUUAUAUUCCAACCGACUUUUCCUGUUAAUUCAUCUUCUAAACUUGCCAAAUAACAGAAAGUAUUGAUCUUAUUCGUUUUAUUUUAAGAUUCCGACGUGUAAGUUUUAGUUUCUCCCAUGAGGAAAGCCAUGAGAACCAGAUCAAGUUCCCCUCCUAUUCACGUGCACAUCAGUGAAGCCACACCAGUACACGUCCAUGUCGGGAACCAAAGGACCAGUCCAUCCAGGACACCUCAGGGGAAGUCAAAGACCACCAGGAUAAACCUUUGUCCCACAGCAAAGGUAAAAACACAGGUACCUUGGAUCCCACCAGGAAAGGCCUCCAUUAGGGAAGCUUCAUACAUGUGGGAGGGACCGACACACUGUCUUAAGAUUACACCACCGCUCACUGAACCACAUCCUGAACAGUCUGAGCUGCGACUCAGUGAUCUCACAUUAGAUGAAGAUGAGUUCCUACAAGGACAAAUCAACAAGUAUGAGAGGAAGAUUGACCUCCUGCUGACUGAUGUCAAGAAUCUGAAGAAUGAGGUGGAACUGCAAAAAGAGCAUCUCUUAGAGCGUCAGUCGGAGCAACGUGUGAGUUCUGAGCAGAAAGAGGAGCUGGCCUUGGUUACGAAGGAGCUGGAGGAGACAGAGAAGGACCAUUCACAGUUCCACCGAUCCAUGCUGGAGGAGACGAACGGAGACAUACUGCAGCAGGAUCAGGAUGCUCUGCUCGGGAAGCUGAUAGAAGCCGAGGCAGACAGAGUUAUGGCUGCUCAGCAUGUCUCACAUCUCAAAGAACAUGUCUCCAAACUGUGCAGCACUGGUAGAAAUCUGCCCGAGUCUGCAUCCAUCUUAGCCAAUCAGAAGGAGCUUCUGCUGCAGAAACUGGAGACAUUUGAGGCCACAAACCGAACACUGCGGAAACUUCUGAGAGAGCAGCACAGAUCCCAGGUGGAUUGUAUGCAGCUGUCGGAGCAGAAAACCACUUUACUGAAGAGGCUUGCAGACACAGAGGCAGAAAAUGCUCAUCUUGUGUUGAAACUUGAAGAGAAAGACAAAGAUGUCGAUCAGCUCUGCAGACUUCUGGACACUGAAAAGGAAAAUGCCAAGAGCUCAGCUGAUUUGUCCAAGAGUCUGGAAUCAACAAGAGCUCAUUUACAAGGACAGUUACGUCGUAAAGAAGCAGAGAACAACCGUCUGUCUGUGCAGAUAAAGAACCUGGAGCGAGCAGCCAACCAGCAGAAGGUGGAGAUGGAGCACCUGACGGAGCAGAUGACAGGACUGAAGCAGCAAGCCGGCGCCAACCAGGAGGCUCUAAAACGUGCCACGCGAGCCCAGAAACAGCGAGCUGAGCGCAGCGAGGACACGGCGGGUCAGCUGAGCCUUCAGCUGCUGAACAUGGAGAAGCAGGUGGCAGACGCCCUGUCGGCAGCUGAGGCCUGGCAGAGUCGCCAUGCAGAGGAAGAGGAAGAGAAAAGUAGGCUGGAGACUGAACGGUCGCUGCUGAACAGCAAGAUAACAGGCCUGACUGAGCAGCUGCGAAGCAGUGAGGAUAAAGGCAGGACGGAGAGAGAGACGCUGCUGGGUCACCUGUAUGAACUGACCUCAGAGAGCACCACCACCAAGCUGGAGAACCAGUCCCUUAAGCUUACAGCCGCUGCGGUGGAAGAGAAGCUGUCCUUGUGUCAGUCAGAGCUUCAGCAGGUCAAAGCCUCCAUCAAACAGUAUGAAAGCCUGCUGGACAGCUAUAAGAUGCAGGUUGGAAAAACCCGGGCUGAGGCGGAUGAAUACAGUGCUCGUCUGGCUCAGGCUGAACAAGAGGCCCAGUCGAUUCGAGGACAGCUAGAGCAGGAAAUAGAGGAGGUGCGAAGGGAACUUCUUGGCCGACUGGCGGAGUUGGAGCCUCUACCGGAGGCCUUACGCUGCACCCAGAUCCAGCUGCAGGAGGCUCAGGACAGGGAGAAGAGUCAGGAGAGGCACAACACAGAGCUCAGCACAACCCUGACAGAUCUCCAUUUGAAGAUGGAGACCCAAAGGUACCAAAUGGAUCUUCUCAGACAGAAGAACAAAGUUUUGAUGGAUGAGAACGGACAGCUUCAACAGCAAGUGGGGAGUUUGGAAAGGAAGCUGGAUGAGGCUGGCAGUCAGAGCAGAGACCUUCAAGCAGUUGUGUCCAAGCUGGAGAAGAUUGUCCAAACCAAUCACAAGUCUCUGGAAGAAAAAACAAGAGAAAGUUCUGUAUUGAGUCGGCAGCUGGAGGAGGCUCUGAAUGAUGCUCGUCAGCAGAUGUCAGAGACCCGAGAACGUGCUGACAUCAAAGAUCGUCUCACCCAGUCCAAGAUACUGGAACUACAGAGCCAGCUUAGCAGGACUAACUCAGAAAUCAGCCAGCUGACACGCAACAAGGAGGAGAUGGAGAGACGCUACCAGAGUCAACUGCAGGACAUCAAGGAUCGCCUGGAGCAGUCGGACAGCACCAACCGAAGCCUCCAGAAACUAGUGCAGUUCCUGAAAGCAUCAUAUGCUGAUGUGUUCGGGGACGGGGCCCCAGCGGCUCUUGCAGGCUCUGUCGCCCAUCUCAUAGCGCCUGCUCCACUACAGUACUAUAUGGUCUGCGCCUCGUACCUCUAAAUGUCUCCAGCAGGGACGCUGGCGGAUCAAAAUGUGGUCCAGGAGGUGGAAGGGGAGGGAGAUUGCAGAAGGAGUAGAAGGAGGACGGACGGAUGCCCUAAGAUGAGAAGGUGGAGGUGAAAGGAGGUGAACGAAGAGGAAGAAUUUUUUUUUUUGUCUUGUGGCACUGCUAGAAGAUAAAUGACUCAGAUUGUAAAUCAAAAGAUGUACAUCUGAACUUGAAGUCCUGUUUUCAGAAAGUACAGAAUAUGUGAAAAUGUAUAAAAAGCAUCAUGACGACAUCACUGCUAACAGUGCUUCUCACUAGUUCAAUAAACUACAUGAAAACUG
Molecule: messenger RNA, 2981 nt
Organism: Melanotaenia boesemani (Boeseman's rainbowfish)
Lineage: Eukaryota; Metazoa; Chordata; Actinopteri; Atheriniformes; Melanotaeniidae
Gene: odf2a
Product: outer dense fiber of sperm tails 2a
Exons: 19
Coding region: 153-2651 (832 amino acids)
Biological process (GO): regulation of cilium assembly
Cellular component (GO): centrosome
Source: RefSeq, a predicted model, not a curated record